UGACUGUGAGUCCCAGCAGCUCUCAGAUGUUUCAAGGACAAUCUGUCUCUCUGAGCUGUGAGGAGGACGACAGCUCUGCUGGAUGGACUCUGAGGAGGAACACAUCCAGAAAAACCAGGACUCAGUGUGGAGAUGGCUGGGGAAGAUCUGCUGGUUCUUCUUGUAACAUCAGCUUAAUUAUUCAAGAGGACAGUGGAGUUUACUGGUGUGAGUCCAGAGAGGGAGCAACCAGUAACAGCAUCACCAUCACUGUCACUGGUGGACCAGUGAUCCUGCAGAGUCCUGUCCUCCCUGUGAUGGAGGGAGAAGACCUCACUCUGACCUGUAAAACAAAGAUGUCCUCCAACCUCCCAGCUGGUUUCUAUAAAGAUGGCUCCUUCAUCAGGACUGAGCCUGCAGGUCACAUGACCAUCCACCAUGUUUCCAGGUCUGAUGAAGGCCUCUACAAGUGCAACAUCAGCAGUGUUGGAGAGUCUCCACCCAGCUGGGUCUCUGUCACAGGGAAAAUUACGACUGCAAGUCCUCCUACAUCCCCCUCUAGUCCUGAUUCCUCUCCUCGUCCCUCUGUGUUGCAAUCUGCUGUUUCAGUCGGUGUCCUGAUUGGGAUUGUUCUACUGGUUGUGCUGGUUCUACUGGUGAGACGAUGCAUCCGUAGGCAAAGGAAAGCUGCUGACGCUGGAGAUGAUGACAACACAGAUGACAUCACAUACACUGAUGUCCGAAUAGCACAUAACCUGCAAGUGCCAAUUUACCAAGAGAGAGAUCCAGCUGCAGUCUCCUCAGCAGUGAGAGGAACAGAAGACAGUUAUGGACAAUCAGUGAUCAAAUCAAACAGGACCAGAGAGUCCCCAGCAGAGCCAGAGGUCCUCUACUCCUCACUGAGGAAGACCUGAACACCAUCACACCAGUCCAACCAGUGGAGUCCAGCCGGCCAAUCAAUGGUCCCCAGAGACCAUCACACCUCACUACAAUCAUGUCUUUGAUUUCAUAUCUGUAUAUGUUAUAGCUAAAUGAGAUUAAAGGUGCCAUGACAUGGUGCUCUUUGGAUGCUUUUA
Messenger RNA from Perca flavescens (yellow perch), 1055 nucleotides. Its product is annotated as low affinity immunoglobulin gamma Fc region receptor II-like. Gene Ontology annotation, molecular function: transmembrane signaling receptor activity. The transcript has 6 exons. NCBI's taxonomy places the organism in Eukaryota, Metazoa, Chordata, Actinopteri, Perciformes, Percidae. Gene Ontology annotation, cellular component: external side of plasma membrane. The record is from RefSeq and is a predicted model, not a curated record. The coding region runs from base 27 to 893 and encodes 288 amino acids. Gene Ontology annotation, biological process: cell surface receptor signaling pathway; immune response.